This is a messenger RNA of Paramormyrops kingsleyae, 3899 nucleotides long. It is a transcript of the gene fzd1, whose product is annotated as frizzled class receptor 1. Gene Ontology annotation, molecular function: Wnt receptor activity; Wnt-protein binding. Gene Ontology annotation, cellular component: plasma membrane. Lineage: Eukaryota; Metazoa; Chordata; Actinopteri; Osteoglossiformes; Mormyridae. The record is from RefSeq and is a predicted model, not a curated record. Gene Ontology annotation, biological process: canonical Wnt signaling pathway; non-canonical Wnt signaling pathway.
GCGGGAGCGAGCGGGGCGCCUGGAAACAGGUCUGAGCGGCGCUGGAAGACAGGCUCAAAUGGUCAGACUGGGGGAUCCGCCAGGCGUCGGUGCUGCGCUGCGCUGCUCUCACUGCGGUCCGGUGCGGUCCAGGGGCGCCGGCGGACGCGCUGCACGUCCGCUUUUAAAGUUUCCUCUCGGGAGUUUUUCGGAUCGGAGUCGGCGGUAAAGAUUGGGAAGCAUCGAGUCGCGCCGCGGCACCUGGUAGUUUGAAAAAGCGAAACUCUAAAGGUACAAAGUAAUGGCUCGGGAAUCUGGUUUCCCGCGGGGCUGUGGGAGAGCCGGACGCCGGCUGCUGGCAGUGUGUUCGGUGGUGAUGCUCGGACUUCUCGGGGUACGUGGACAGCCCGGCGACCGGGGCAUGUCCGUCCCGGAGCACGGCUUCUGCCAGCCGAUCUCGAUACCCCUGUGCACGGACAUUGCCUAUAAUCAGACCAUCAUGCCCAAUCUGCUGGGGCACACGAACCAGGAAGAUGCCGGGCUGGAGGUGCACCAGUUCUUCCCGCUGGUAAAAGUUCAGUGUUCGGCCGAGCUGAAGUUCUUUCUGUGCUCCAUGUACGCUCCGGUGUGCACCGUGCUGGAGCAGGCUCUGCCCCCGUGCCGGUCGCUCUGCGAACGUGCUCGCCAGGGCUGCGAGGCGCUCAUGAACAAGUUCGGCUUCCAGUGGCCCGACAGCCUGGCGUGCGAGACUUUUCCGGUGCACGGAGCCGGCGAGCUGUGCGUCGGGCAGAACACCUCCGAGAGGAGCCCCCCAAUCAGCCCCACCGUCACCGUGACCGACGACCCUCAUCCGGAGAUUAACGCUGACGGGCGCUUUCGGUGCCCGGCGGCACUGAUGGUCCCGCAGUAUCUGAACUACCGCUUCCUGGGCGAGGAGCACUGCGGCGCCCCUUGCGAGCCCUCCAAGCCGCAUGGCAUGAUGUACUUCAGCCAGGAGGAGCAGAAGUUUGCCCGGAUCUGGAUCGGAAUCUGGUCAGUCCUGUGCUGUGCCUCCACCCUCUUCACGGUCCUCACCUACCUGGUGGACAUGAAGCGGUUUAGCUACCCUGAGCGGCCAAUCAUCUUCCUGUCUGGUUGCUACACGAUGGUGUCUAUCGCUUACAUCGCUGGCUUCCUGCUCGGGGAUCGAGUGGCUUGCAACGAGAGGUUUGACAGCGAGGCCCGUACUGUGGUGCAGGGCACCAAAAAGGAAGGCUGCACCAUCCUUUUCAUGAUGCUCUAUUUCUUCAGCAUGGCCAGCUCCAUCUGGUGGGUGGUAUUGGCCCUCACCUGGUUCCUGGCAGCUGGCAUGAAGUGGGGCCAUGAGGCCAUCGAGGCUAACUCCCAGUACUUCCACCUGGCCGCCUGGGCCGUGCCAGCUGUGAAGACCAUCGCUGUGCUGGCGGUGGGCCAGGUGGACGGGGACCUUCUGAGUGGCGUCUGCUUCGUGGGCCUCAGCAGCGUGGCGGCCCUCCGCGGCUUCGUCUUGGCACCGCUGCUCCUGUACCUCGCCCUGGGCACCUCCUUCCUGCUGGCGGGCUUCGUGUCGCUGUUCCGCAUCCGCACCGUCAUGAAACACGGCGGCACCAAGACGGAGAAGCUAGAACGGCUUAUGGUGCGUAUCGGGGUCUUCAGCGUGCUCUACACGGUGCCUGCUGCCGCCGUCGUGGCCUGCUACCUCUACGAGCAGGCCUACCGCCAACAGUGGGAGCAGACGUGGCUCAGUCGGGCCUGCAAGGCCUAUGCGGUACCCUGCCCUUUACAGCGCCCCCUGCAGGCUGUGCCUGAUUUCACGAUCUUCAUGAUCAAGUACCUCAUGACCCUGAUUGUGGGCAUCACCUCAGGGUUCUGGAUCUGGUCCAGCAAAACUCUCAGCUCCUGGAGGAAAUUUUACACAAGACUGACCAAUGGUAGACGGGGGGAGACGACUGUGUAAUGUUACCACUAUUCUGAAGACCCUGCCCUCCAUACAACCAUAUAGACAAACUCAACUGCAAAGACAUACUUUGUUUUUAACUGAAGCCCCCCCCCCCCUUGUAGAUAUGCGAGAGAAACUCUUUGCUAUGUCCAUGUAAAUAAGCAUUUGUGAAGUUUUGUGAGUAUAUAUUUGUAUUUAAAAAGGAGCUUUUACUAAUUUUGAAUUGUUACGUCUCAUUCCAAAAAAGGUACUGCAUCUUUCUGCAUAUAUAAAUUACAUAAACAAGGUUCGUGCGUCGUGAAUAAGGAUUCCCGGCCUGUGUGUGGUUUGGACACGAGACGCUCUACCUUGAAGUUACCAGGGCUGAGCCUCUUUCACAGACGAGCACUUCCUGGACACGCAUAGCGUCUAAUGUGGCUGAUUUCCGAUCACUUCUUGUUUUUCGUUUGUCUGAAAAAUAUCCUAAAUGCUAUGUGUUUCUUUAAAUAGUGCAAAUCCUAAUGUUUUACCCUGAAAGCUGAUUCCUCCCCCCCCCCCCGUGAUUUAAUUAAGCCCAAGUGAGCGUGGCUGGUAAUAAUACUCCAACUGUAUCCGUGUCUGAUGAUGGAUGCGAUUCCUGGGGUUAAGUGUUAAGGGUCAGGGGUCGCUGGACUACAGAGGGCCGCUUCUGGAAUGUUCUUAGCCGGGGUCGGGAGUCUGACGGCAGAAGCGGCUGGCGAGCGUUUGUGUCCACGCUGGGAUGUUGAAUGGUGCCCCGUGUCUGUGUCGUUGAGAGUGGUGUAACGGAAGCCAGGAAUCGGAUGGGGGAGGGACCACUGGGAUUAAAAGUAGUGGAAUUAUGUUAAACGGGAGAGAAGUUAAAACAGCGAGUUGUUUGCCCCCCCUCCCCUUCCCAGAACUCCAUAAAGUAGAGAUUUUUAUUUUGGCUAAUUUUUUUUUAUCUGUAAGGCCGUGAUUCAUCACUAAUCGCUGUUUACAUAAAAUGUCGGGGCGAUAAGCAUCAGGCAGACCUCACACAUCUCUGGGCUGAGUUGCUGUAUGUCCUGCCGGAUCCAGAAACCCGCUUUUUUGCAGAACCUUGAACACAGGCCACACGCUUUUUUUUAGGCCUUGAUUUCUGACGGUGUGACGGCCUUUUAUUUCACGUGCCCCCCCGCCCCCCAUCACUCUUUCUGCAUGCUUCCCGUAAAAUGCCAUUUUAAAUCUUUACGCUCUUUAUUAAACGUUUUCUACAACACGGAAAUCUUUUUUUUUCCAUUUAUAUGCAGUUCUUUGUGUUCCUGUUAAAGAAUCCUUUAUAUUUAUAGAAAAAAAGGUUUGUAUAUUCCACUCUUGCCUUCUCCGAGAAUAAAAAUUACGACUUUUGUACAAAACAGCUGGUUUGGAGUGUGUUGUUGGUUUAUGGUUAAGGUUCAUCUUCUGGGGCUGACAGCUGAAAUGCAUGAGGCAUUAUUGAGACUGUAAUCUGCUGUUUAAAUGGUUUUUCCAGUCUGCAGAAAACCACCAUGCUUGGACUGUGAUUGCAGUAUUUGGUUUCUGUGUCUGUGUUUCUGUUUAAACAUGGAGUGAUUGAUUCUUUUUAUUCAUUUAUUUCCUUUUCCAAAGGCCCUGUGUCCGUGAUGUUUUUUACUUUGCCUUUUGGCUUUAUUUGGUUUUACUUAGGAACAUUUUUAAAGCUGUAUUAAAGAGAACUCACAACUGAUACAACAAAGUGUUUUUCUGUACAUAUCCGUGUUGAGGAAAUAUUUUUAAGGUGUCAUUUAUGACCAUUUUAGGUAUUUUUUUAACAGCAUACAGGAAUAACACGAUACUGAAGUUACUUAUUACUGAAGGUUGAUUUGGAAGUAAUUUUUUAGACUAUUUUUAUAUAAUUUAAACUUCCCAGCAGUUUCACAAUAAUUAAUUAUAAUGUUGUCUUCCUGGCUUAAAUUGUCACUGUGAAAGUAAACAGGUUGAAUUCACA